AUGUCCCAAUACACAAUCCCCAGCAAAGGCAUCGUCGCCUACGAUCAACACACAUGGAAACUCGAAAAACUCCUCACUCGAGAGCCACAAGAAGAUGAAUUCCUGAUCGAAAUGAUCGCGACAGGCGUCUGCCACACAGAUAUCUCAGGUUAUGGCGGGAUAUAUCCUCGUGUACUGGGCCACGAAGGUGCAGGACGAGUGGUGAAACUGGGAUCAAAAUCUCAAGAGAAGAACUUCAAGGUCGGAGAUCUAGUCAUCUUGUCUGCUGCUGCGUGCUUGGAAUGCUUGUAUUGUACGACAGGACAUCCGGCUUAUUGUGUCGAGCAUGCGAAGUUGACGUUGCAGGCUAAUGAGCCGAUCUUUGUGCUGGAAAGCGACACGAGUAAGGUUAUUGGUGGUGGAUAUUUUGGACAGUCGAGUUUUGCUUCUCCGACGCCGGUGAAGGUCUCGGCAGCUGCGAAUGUGACCAAGUUGAUGAGGGAUGCCGACGAAUUGAAGUUGUAUGCGCCAUUGGGGUGCGGGAUUAUGACUGGAGCAGGAGCGAUUACGCAUGUGGGAAAGUGUGGCCCGGACGAUGUGGUAGCGGUCAUUGGACUCGGUGGUGUCGGCCUGGCGGGUAUCUGUGCAGCAGUAGAGAGAAAGGUUGGGACAAUUAUUGCAGUUGAUAUCAACCCUGGAAGAGUGGAACUCGCGAGUGAGCUUGGAGCUACGAAGGGACUAUUGUCGACGAAAGAAGCGUUGGGCGAGAAGAGCCUAGCGGACGCGAUAAAAGAGAUGAGCCCGCAAGGCCUUGGAGCAACAGCGUUCCUGGAUACGACGCCGAGUGUAGCUAUCCUGAACGAAUGUCUCGGGGCAAUCAGGAAGAACGGCACGGUCUUGCAGGUCGGUGUGAAGCCGGUAGAUGCAAAGCUCGAAGUGGACUGUUUGCAACACAUGGUCAAUGGGAGAAGGCUGGUCGGCGUUAUUGAAGGCGACAGGGACCCGGCGGAGGCGCUGCCAGAACUGGUGCAAUGGAGUAAAGAUGGCAUUCUGCCAGUAGGAAAGAUGUUCAAAGAAUUCCCUCUAGAGCAAUUUGAGGAGGCAAAGAAGAAGAUGGAAGAGGGUAGUGUGAUCAAGGGUGUCUUGAUCUGGUAG
Molecule: messenger RNA, 1134 nt
Organism: Cercospora beticola
Lineage: Eukaryota; Fungi; Ascomycota; Dothideomycetes; Mycosphaerellales; Mycosphaerellaceae
Molecular function (GO): zinc ion binding; oxidoreductase activity
Source: RefSeq, a predicted model, not a curated record